AUGGUUUCCUUUGAUGUCACGUCGCUUUUUACUUCUAUCCCGCGGUACCUGGCAGUCGAGACCAUCGAACUACUCCUACGAGAGAAAUACGACGAAACGGAGAAUCGCCCCGGACACGCCCAAAUCAUCCAGCUCCUGAAGUUCUGUCUCAAGACGUACUUUACGUUCGAUGGAACAAUCUACGAGCAGGUGAAGGGAACGCCAAUGGGUUUGCCGAUUUCGGGACUCAUAGCCGAGGCGGUCCUUCAACGGCUGGAGUCGCUGGUUUUCCGACACCACAGACCGAAAUUUUGGGCUCGGUAUGUGGAUGACACCUUCGUCGUCAUUGAACGGGAUCGGGUGCUGACGUUCGAAGAACAACUCAACGCCGUCUUCCCGGACAUUCAAUUUACGAUGGAGGAGGAGGAAAACAAUCAGCUGGCCUUCCUGGAUGUCCUCAUCUUUCGCAAAGAUUGUGGUGGCCUAAAAACCAAAGUGUUCAGGAAAGCGACAAAUACGACGCAAAUACUGAACUUCAAUAGCAACCACCCGAUCAGUCACAAACGCAGUUGCGUAAGGGCGCUAGACCGGCACGUUGAGACGCACUGCAGUGAAAUGGAAGACAAAGUUGCUGAAUUACAAUAUCUUCGACGGGUCAUGAGCGCCAAUGGUUACCCGCGCAACUUUGUCAACCAGUGCAUACGAAAAGGACACCAGAGACCAAAUCCAACUAGCCCCAAAUUUUGGCGGGCUCUUCCAAACGUGAAGAACGUCUCGGAAGCCGUCAGUCGUCUUCUCACUCCACUUGGAGUUGGGGUUGCACACAGGCCGGAAGCAACCAUUAGGCGCCAAGUCAUGAGGCCAAAAGACCCGCUGCCACGGCAGGAAACGUCUGGAGUCGUUUACCGGAUCUGGUGUAGUUGCGGACAAAGCAAUUAUGUUGGAGAAACUGGGAGAUUACUCCGUACGCGAAUUGCCGAGCACGCAGCAGCAGUGAGGCGGGGAGACGCUAACUCUCAGGUGGCGGCACACUCGACGGGACCCUGCCAUAUUUUCAAAUUUCAAGAGGCCGAAAUCCUCGCAAGGGAUGACAACCGCGUGAGCUGCGAGCUGCUCGAGUCGUGGUUCUCAGCCCCGCAAUCCAUCAACAAGCACAAUGACCUCCCGGUACCAUAUUCCGUGCUGAGAUUUUCCCUGAGCAGAAGAAUCAGUCACGUGGGGUGGGCGCGGGCGAGCAAUUAUCACGGUGACAGUGAGCCAGUUUGCUGA
Spirometra erinaceieuropaei is the source of this 1248-nucleotide messenger RNA. The record is from the annotation of a GenBank genome assembly. NCBI's taxonomy places the organism in Eukaryota, Metazoa, Platyhelminthes, Cestoda, Diphyllobothriidea, Diphyllobothriidae.